Seriola dumerili (greater amberjack) is the source of this 349-nucleotide messenger RNA. The record is from the annotation of a RefSeq genome assembly. Lineage: Eukaryota; Metazoa; Chordata; Actinopteri; Carangiformes; Carangidae.
AUGAACCUUAUUACGACCAUUAUUGCUAUCACCCUCAUUCUCUCCACACUCCUAGCCAUCGUCUCCUUUUGAUUACCGCAAAUAAACCCCGACCACGAGAAGCUCUCCCCAUACGAAUGCGGGUUCGACCCCCUCGGGUCGGCUCGCCUGCCUUUCUCCCUUCGAUUCUUCCUAGUUGCCAUCCUAUUUCUCCUAUUUGACCUAGAAAUCGCACUACUCCUUCCCCUCCCCUGAGGGGACCAACUAGAUACCCCCUUAACAACCUUCGUCUGAGCUUCCGCCGUCUUAGCCUUACUAACCCUCGGCUUAGUUUACGAAUGAAUACAAGGGGGCCUAGAAUGAGCCGAAU